Messenger RNA from Fusarium subglutinans, 2034 nucleotides. RefSeq names its product tannase. Lineage: Eukaryota; Fungi; Ascomycota; Sordariomycetes; Hypocreales; Nectriaceae. The record is from RefSeq and is a predicted model, not a curated record. The transcript is spliced from 6 exons. The coding region runs from base 1 to 2034 and encodes 677 amino acids.
AUGGCCCGCCCCAAGUCCAACAAGUCUUCCACAGCCAGUGACAAGCCCCUCAAACAACGUCGGUCGCACCGCAAAUCUCAAAAUGGCUGUGGCGCCUGCAAGCAACGACACAUGAAAGACGCCCCAGCCAGAGGCGACUUGUUCGAUCUCAGCCACUUUGCCCUUUAUCAUCAUCUUUUAACCAAUCGUCACACCAUCACAUCAAUUGAUCCCUCCAAUGAGAGCGUCAUCUCUCACACAUUGGAUUAUGCACUUAAAGCUCCUUAUUUGAUGAACCAGGUGCUUGCCCUCUCUGCGCUCCAUCUGAGCAAUCCCCCUUCGCUGCAACAACCAUAUUAUCAGCUUGCCACCAGUCUCCAGACAAGGGCGUUGGCCUUGUUCAAUGAGGAGAAGCAAGAGGUCUCAGAAGAGUCAUGCGUGCCCAUGUUUCUCUUCUCGUCGAUGGUUGGAUUGCAUGUCCUCUGCGAUACCCUUCAAGGUCCAAGAGAGAGUUUCGGCGCUGUUCUCGACCGCUUCGUCACCUAUCUGUCCAUUCACCGUGGCGUUCGUGCUGUGACGAAACAUUCAUGGGAUACAAUCAAGACUUCAGGACUUGGGCCUGUACUACAGCAGGUCGAAGACGCGUUCCCAGCACUAGAUAACAAUAUAGAAGCGACAACCAUCCUCCACGAGAUGGUAGACGCAAACGCCUCCCUGUCAUCGGCCACCAAAUACCACGACGCCGUAUCUACGCUGCAGCGGUCCUUUUGUCUCCAUGCAGCACUGAGUCAGCCAAACAGACAGCGAUUCGAUGCCGCGAUAGCAUUUUGUCUCGAUGUUGAUGACGAAUAUUUCGAAUUGCUCAAGAAGCGACAGCCAGAAGCGCUGGUGAUCCUUGCAUUCUUUGCGGUCUUGCUGCAUUGGAAUCGAUCCACGUGGAUAAUCGUCAGCCAAUCAUCUUCGGAGGAAAGGUUAAUCGAUUUUGCCGUUAACUUGGUCGAAAAUUAUAAUUUUGAGGCAAAGUUAUUCCUUUACUAUGGCCACCCAACAACCGCCGCGGAGGAUGUCAACUUUUGCAACGUCACCGUCACCUACACUCACCCUGGCCAGAACGAUACUGUCCGCGUUGAAACAUGGCUUCCUAUGGACAACUUCAACGGUCGACUUCAGUCCGUCGGGGGAGGAGGCUGGGUCGCUGGACGAUAUCCGCCUAGCUAUGCUGCCAUGAGCGGAGCAAUUAGUGAGGGCUAUGCCGCCUCUACGACUGAUGCUGGGCUACAGCUACAAUCGGACUAUGGUCCUGAUAGCUGGGCCCUGACCAGCGAGGGGAACCCCAACCUCUCCCUACUCCAGAACUUCGCUUCUAUCUCUCUAGGCGAUCAAGGUUGGUCGAAAGCUUCUACAGGAAAGCACCGAAGUAUUCAUACUGGAAUGGCUGUUCUCAGGGCGGAAGACAGGCUCUUCAUGUCGACCCUUUGGCCUCAGCUGAUCAUGCAGGAGCUAAAUUACUUUCCGUACCCCUGCGAGAUGAAUGCUAUCUUAGCGGAGGCCAUAGAGGCCUGUGAUGCACUUGAUGGUAGUAUUGAUGGAAUCAUCUCCAACGUGGACGCCUGCGAUUUUGACCCAAUGGACGUCGUCGGCAAAUCUAUCAACUGCUCCGAUACUGCGAACAUAAUUAGUAUCACCGAGGAGGCUGCCAAGAUAGCCAAAUCUACCUGGUCAGGUCCUACUGCUGCUGGUGGCAAGUUCAUAUGGUACAGCCCCAAUACGGGAGCUCAGCUCAACGGACAGUCGCUCCAGCUUACAAGCGAUAUUGGACUUACAAUGACCACGUGCACCAACGAGACUUGUCAAGGAGCUCCAGUGGGACUUGGAGAGGUUUGGAUCAAGUACUGGAUAGAAGCCAACCUGGACUUGUCGUGCAAGAAUAUGAGCCGAGAAGCAUUCGAUCUUUAUGCCCAUGAAGCUAUUCAGCGGUAUGAGUCAGUAAUUGAAACCAACGAUCCUGACCUGAUAGCCGGGCUAUCAUGGAACGGUAAAGGAGAUGAUCCCUGA